AUGGCCACUCCAGAUUUCGCAUCGUUCCAGAAAACCUUCGCUGGCGACAUCGUUACCCCCGAGCACCCGGACUACGCAAAGGCAAUUGCUCGUUGGGCGAUUAAUGCAGAACGGAAAGCAAAGAUUGUAGCAUACGUUAAGAAUGCCAACGACGUAGCGUUAGCCAUUAAAUACGCUCAAGCUGAAGGGCUCCCAAUCGCCAUCCGUGGUGGCGGCCACAGUACCAUGGGAGGUUCAUCCUCCGAGAACGGUCUUGUUAUUGACCUGUCCAGACAUUUGAAUACAGCGAGGAUCGACCCAGAACAGCAGCUGGCCUAUAUCGGCGGUGGUGCUGUGUGGGCUACUGUCGAUAAAGCCGCUAUCCAGCAUGGGCUUGCGACGGUCGGGGGAACUGUCAAUCACACUGGCGUUGGCGGACUGCUCCUUGGUGGUGGAUUUGGAUGGCUUACUCCCGCCCAUGGACUGACCAUCGACAAUCUCGUACAGGCGACUAUCGUUGCCGCAGACGGGGUCGCUUACACUGCCAGUGAAACUGAAAACCCUGACCUGUUCUGGGGUAUUAGAGGAGGUGGUAGUAAUUUCGGUGUCCUCGUAGAAGCCGUUUUGAAGCUGCACCCUCAACGACGGACCGUUUUCGCCGGUCCGGUGAUUUUCAAGGGAGAUGUCUUUGAGGAAUUCAUGGCAGUCACGAAGAAAUGGUGGGAAAGUGGGGUUUCUGACAAGGAAGCCAUCCACGAAGUGUUCACGGUAGCUCCAGAUGGAUCAGGCCCUUGCGUUGUCGCAAAUUUCUUCUACAACGGAUCGGAAGCUGAAGGUCGAGCGAAUUUCAAGGAAUUCUAUAACCUAAAACCAGUGGUAGACCUCGCUCGUGAGUUGCCCUACGAGGAAUUAAACGGGAUGCAGAAUGCCCUAGUUGAGCAUGGCAGCGGACGUUAUUUGAAAGGAUCAUUCUUCACGAAGAUUGAUGUAGAAUCGACGCGAAAAGCGUGGGAUCUAGCGGUGAAGCACUGCAACAGCGAACACCAGGGAACGUUGAUCCUAGAAUUUGUCAAGCAAGACAAGGUGAAUUCGGUCUCCCCGGAUGCGAUGGCGUACACCCUUCGGGGUGGCAUGAAUGCGGUUACUACGUGGGUGUGGCAAAAGAACACGCCCGAAAACUUGGCAUUCGCACACAAGGCAGGGAAAGAAGUCCUUGAAGCCAUUAGCCGUGGGCAGCAGGCCAAUGCGACAGGCAACACGGCUAGUUAUGGGAAUUACGACCAUGAUACCCAUGUUAUCGGUGAUGAGAAUGCUGGUCAAAGUAGAGCUCGAGCCUUGUUCGGCAAGAAUUAUGAAAGGCUUCAAGUUCUCAAGAAGAAGUAUGAUCCCAACAUGAUCUUCGACAAGUGGUUUGUCAUUACACCAUCGUCCUAG
Molecule: messenger RNA, 1413 nt
Organism: Pleurotus ostreatus (oyster mushroom)
Lineage: Eukaryota; Fungi; Basidiomycota; Agaricomycetes; Agaricales; Pleurotaceae
Exons: 9
Coding region: 1-1413 (470 amino acids)
Molecular function (GO): oxidoreductase activity; FAD binding
Source: RefSeq, a predicted model, not a curated record